Molecule: messenger RNA, 858 nt
Organism: Dreissena polymorpha
Lineage: Eukaryota; Metazoa; Mollusca; Bivalvia; Myida; Dreissenidae
Product: putative nuclease HARBI1
Exons: 3
Coding region: 265-804 (179 amino acids)
Source: RefSeq, a predicted model, not a curated record
ACACUUACCCAAAAAAAUUAACCCUGGGUUAAAUUUAUCCGACAUUUAUCCCAGAGUUAAAAUAUACCCAGGUUUCGAACAACUGGAUUGUGACAAACUUUAUGGACGGCCCCCUAUUUCGGAGUGCUGUGUGGUCAAUGUUCAAUGGGACUUUCUAUCAAAUUGACCAAUGUAAAAUUUGAUUUAAUUCAUUCGGACCUACUGGUGGGAAAUUUCUUUUAAACUCUGUUCGCUUUCUGUGAAGGUCCUGAAAGGUCGAAUGUGAUGUUAAACAGCUACGCCGAAAAAUAUUUUAAUUUGUUGGUUUCUGCUAUAUUUCAAGGUCUUAUCACCAGCAUCAAUGCAGCGUGGCCGGGAGCUGCACACGAUGCCCAUGUCUUCAGAAGUUCAGCGAUAGGAACAUACUUAGAUCGACAUCACGGAAGUUUGGAAAAUGGUGUUCUUCUUGGGGACAGUGGGUACCCGUGUCGCACGUUCCUGCUGACACCGUACCUAAACGCUGCUAACGCUGUGCAAGAACGGUACAAUGACAGUCACAGCAAGACACGAUGCUGCAUUGAGCGCCUCUUUGGUGUUUGGAAGAGACGCUUUCACAUCCUUCACGCUGAGAUAAGACUGAAACCAGAGAAAUGUAGCAAGGUGAUUUUAGCGUGUGCUGUACUUCACAAUCUUGCCAAACUAUGGGGUGAGCCGGAAGUACUUCCUGAAGACGAACUGCGUUACGUGGAAACCCCGGCAUACAUCGGACACCUGGAUGGUCGUGUCAUACGAGACCAUAUCGCCAACAACUAUUUUGCACGCUGAAAUGUGCACAUGAAUAGAAAGCAAACAAGGAAAAAACAAACAAACAAACUUAAG